Canis lupus familiaris (dog) is the source of this 1694-nucleotide messenger RNA. It is a transcript of the gene STING1, whose product is annotated as stimulator of interferon response cGAMP interactor 1. Lineage: Eukaryota; Metazoa; Chordata; Mammalia; Carnivora; Canidae. Gene Ontology annotation, cellular component: autophagosome; endoplasmic reticulum membrane. Bases 631 to 1401 code for a protein of 256 amino acids. The transcript has 8 exons. The record is from RefSeq and is a predicted model, not a curated record. Gene Ontology annotation, biological process: reticulophagy; positive regulation of type I interferon production; activation of innate immune response. Gene Ontology annotation, molecular function: 2',3'-cyclic GMP-AMP binding; cyclic-di-GMP binding.
AAAUCAGAAUAAAACUCAGCACGGUGCAGUGUGUGUGCUGCCUUUGUCUGGGAGUGUCUUUGUUGGUCUUGUGGAGGCCUGCCUGGGUGUUGGUAGACUGUGUUUGAUCAUGGGGGCUUGAGUGUUCAGGAUUGUGGCUGCAGGGGAUUAUGAGGCCGUACCCAGGAAGCUGCCCUCGGUCGCUGGGAGGCAUUGCACCAGACCUCUUCUCCCUGUUGUCUUCCAGAAACAAGCUGCAGUCUCAGAUAUAGAAGACAGGAGCUCUGGGACACUCUAUGCCCAGCCUGUCCCCUAGAGGCAUCUCCAACCACAGCCUCUGACUCCGGCUGGGCACCAGGAAGAACGAGAGCUGUCUGGAAGCGGUAGUGGGGUGACUCCAUUACCCGUGGCGACUGGGCACCCUACCUGUCUUGUUCUUGUGACUGAUACCCAGCCUUGCCCCUCCCUGAAUCUCUCUGGCUGAGCUGGGCUGGAGUUGGGAGCUUGACUGUCACCUGCAGGUACCAGGGCAGCUACUGGAGGGCUACACGGGCUUGCCUGGGCUGCCCCAUUCGCUGUGGGGCUCUGCUCCUGCUGUCCUGCUAUUUCUACGGCUCCCUCCCAAACAUAGCUGGCCUGCCCUUCACUUGGAUGCUUGCCCUCCUCGGCCUCUCACAGGCACUAAACAUCCUCCUGGAGCUCCAGGGCCUAGCCCCAGCUGAGGUCUCUGCAGUCUGUGAAAAAAGGAACUUCAACGUGGCCCAUGGGCUGGCAUGGUCAUACUUUAUUGGGUACCUGCGGCUGAUCCUGCCAGGGCUCCCAGCCCGGAUACAGGCAUUGCACAACAACAUGCUACAGGGCAUAGGGAGCCAUCGGCUGCACAUCCUCUUCCCAUUGGACUGUGGGGUGCCUGAUGACCUGAGUGUGGUCGACCCCAACAUUCGCUUCCUAUAUGAGCUGCCCCAGCAAAGUGCUAACCGUGCUGGCAUCAAGCGCCGGGUUUACACCAACAGCGUCUAUGAACUUCUGGAAAAAGGGCAACCGGCAGGUAUCUGUGUCCUGGAGUAUGCCACCCCCUUGCAGACCCUUUUUGCCAUGUCACAGGAUGGCCGAGCUGGCUUUAGCCGGGAGGAUCGGCUUGAGCAGGCCAAACUCUUCUGCCGGACACUUGAAGACAUCCUGGCAGAUGCCCCUGAGUUGCAGAACAACUGCCGCCUCAUUGUCUACCAGGAACCUGCAGAGGGCAGCAGCUUCUCCCUGUCACAGGAGAUUCUCCGGCACCUGCGGCAGGAGGAAAGGGAGGUUACUAUGGGCAGCAUGGACACCUCGAUCGUACCCACCUCCUCUACACUGUCCCAAGAGCCCAAUCUCUUCAUCAGUGGCUUGGAACAGCCUCUCCCACUCCGCACAGAUAUCUUCUGAGGCCCAAGGUUAGCUGGCUUGAACCCCCAGUGCUCCCCAAGACUGUAUCCCCAAGAGUGUGGAUUGAAGGGCAUUCUCCCAGGGGGGUCUCUCAGAGAAGGCCCCUGAACUUAACAUCUCAAGGUUAAUCCUAUGGCCUUGGGCAAGUUGUUUGACGUCUCUGAACUUCAGUGUCCUCAUCUAUGAAAUGGGAUUAUAAUCACUGCCCUACCUACCUCACAGGGUUGCUGUGAGGACUAUGACUGUAUGGAACUUUCUGUAAACUCCAAAUAUCACAUAGACUUACCUGAUAA